GAGUGGGCCCACAGAACUACAGCUUCACGUUUUCCGCCUUUGAGCAGCACUGCUUUCAAUUGACGAAUUUACCAACGCUCGCAGAAUGCCUGGAUGAAUUUUCAUCGUGUUUUCGUUUAGCUGAAGGGAUUCGGAGUCUGAAAUAAUGGACAGAUCUCAAGAAAAAGCUAUAUCUUCGCAGGCAAAAUUACUAACACUAGAUCAAAGUGCAAAUAUUCAUCAAAAACUUCACGACAAUCAAGCAGGCAUCAACAGAACCGUUCAAAGGAAAAUUUCUGGUGAUUCUACGAUCGAAACUCUAGCUUAUGUUGAUGGAAGRAGUGUUAGUGAUGGUCCAAAUAACAGAAAGCCAGAGCAGUUGAUUUCUCCUUUACAAGCACAGUACUUCAGCACGCUCGGUAAUUCUGGCGUAGGGAUGGGUCUUCCACCUUACUUAUCUUCACAAGCCAUGGAUCAUCGCGGUCUUGGCAGCCUGUUCUACCGUCAUCACCCUAUGCCUAUGUUUCCGUCUGGUUAUACUGGCGCUUAUCCACAACGACUUCCUACCAACGAAGACGCUCGRGAGACAGUAGCCAGCGCUAAGUCAUCAGAGAGGUCAGACACUGGAAUCGAGCCAAAAGAGCCAGUGCGCACUGAAAGUGUUAUUAAAAUCGCCACCGAAAGAUCAGACUUACGAAAACCAGACUCCGUCGAUAAACGACACUCACGACCUGCWAAUGAUGAUUAUACUAGGACUUACCAGGAACGAAACGGUGAUCACGUGCCCUAUCGAGGAUCACGUGACAAAUCAGACGUGACGUCAAACGGCGAUGUACGUCAUUCAGCAAGUAUGGAACGAACGCUUAACGAUUUGAGAUCGUAUCACACUUCGGUAAAUAAUAAAAGCUUGUUGCCUGGAGCGUAUGUUAAAGAUUUUCCAAAUCAAAAGACUGAGUACCAAAGAAUUUCUUCUUCACAAUCGGGUAUGUUUUCAUCGAUGCCCAAGCUGACGCCAAUCGCCCCAAGAGGGCAUCCUUCGUCGCCUUUUUCAUCGGCGCCCUCCAUAACSGAGGGUCUUAGUAGGUCGUCUACUAAUGGAACGUCCGUCAGACCAACCUCGACCGUCUACCAUCCRUCACGUGACUSUAUGACGAGUGAAAGUAUGAUAUCACAACGUGGCGAUAGCCGACACGAAGACGACGCACAUAGAGCUAGUUACUUGGCGCGGUCAGUUUACGAGACAUUUCCAGGGCACUGGGAGCGCGGUGAUGUUUCGUCGCUUUACCCUGGACACUCGGCAUACCAGGCCUACGGAUACGGRAGAACAAUGCACWCUAAACGACCUGACGAUAAAGAAAUUCCCAARGAACUUGAAAAUGUUCGUARCAACCCGCGACAAGUUGAUACGGUUAAGGAGUCUUCGAUAUCUCCCGAUCGGACAACGCAUUAUUUGAAAGAUGUUUCUAAACCUCUACAGGAGAGUGCAGUACACAACAGAGAUUAUGUGAAUAGUCAACCCAWUGYGGUAUCUUCGCAAAAUGACCAGUCAUCGAAAAAYCAGGUCACUUUCAGUAAAAGUGAAAAACCGGUCUUGCCGGAUAAUGCGCGAUAUAAAGUUAGCGAGGAAAAGAAGAACGCUUCAAAAUCAGAUACUGCGAAAGUCAUUACCAAACAAGGUGAUGCAUACGUUGUCUCCGUGCGUGAAACRCCUCAUACCUACUACGCUAAUGGUGGAAGGGGUGGAGAAAAGGUUGAAUCUAUUGAGCGGUCGCGACCCCAAAUAGGGUAUGAGCCSGYAGUUAGCAAAAAGGACGAUAACCAGCGGUCGACUGCUAAAGACAAGCAGGGUGAUCGUGGUGAUAAUCCUGUGAGUAGUGAUUACUCUCGACGAAGAUUUGACUCGAACACCAACGAAAGAAAUGAUCACUCCACUUAUGAAGACUCGAAGAAGACAAACGAUCGGAACAACAACUCGUCGUUUAGUUCCUACUCGCGCUAUCAAAACCACACGGAUCGGGCGCGUCCUUUGAAUAAGAUCUCUCUCGGUCAAGAUAAAGUGUUCGUUCCUCCUAAUGUCACUCUUGAAAUGUACCACAAAAGAGAACAAGAAAUGGAAAGAGCUGCAGCCUCGUGUCGCUCUUCAGAUGCCAUUCGGUCGUCCGAGUUGGCUGCCAUSAAUAGAACUAAACUMCCUGGAAAAAAGGACAAUGACGUAGAAAGUCGGUACCAACCUCCCGACCAAAACAAYGGCCGGCAAUCGUCUAGUAAGCAAGAAGUGACUUCAAAUAGAGGUGAUUCUAAAAGCUCUGAUGAUGAAGAACUGAAAAUCAUCGACGRACGUGUGCCUUCGCAACCUCGUCCCACACGUCAGGACGAACCUAAACGAACGUUAUCUCCYUCACGAGUAUCYCGAAUAACUUCUCCCAAUGGCGCUAAUGCGGUCAAUAGUCAYCCUUACUUAACGCCAUUUGGGGUAAAUYUCUCCGCGCGAAGAACUCCUAGCGAGAGCGAAAUGGUAGCGCGRGAAAAUGCGGAAAGAAGUCUGCAAACCGCUCAGUAUCUUUAYGGCGGUGGACUGGCGUCGUUYUCGGCUAACGCUACACAGUUUAUGGCGUCGGGAGGACGAGGUGAAAUGCCUGUUAUGUUACCAAUGGAGAUGCUGUAUGGCGGAAUKUACAAACCUCAUGUAAUGGACCCUGCUGCACAAGGUGGGGCUGUUAUGCAGGACCCUCUGACUGGUUCGUUGGUUGUUGUCCCUGAAGCACUUCUGAAUCAAAGCAUGUUCAACCCUYUAGCUGCCGAGUCUCAGCUCAUGCURGAUCCACGAUUUUGGGGGAUGCAGGCAUCGAUGGAAGAUCCACGAUGGCAACAGUUUUAUCAACAGCAGACGAAACACAUGUACGAUCAGAUGGAGAAAUAUAAACAUGAGGUGUUGUUAGCUCAGCAGCAGGGAAGACUGCCUGGAUACCCCUUUUAUCCUUUCUAUCAGAAGCAAUUCGAAGCGCAAAAGAAGGAAGAAGAACUUGCUGCAAGGUUGGACCAGCGGCCUAAAUCACGCGAAGAACCAACAGCGAAGCAACGUCCAGAAAGACCUGACGAGCCCUCCCAGAAGGACAAACCUACAACAUCGAUAACUGAACGAAGGUCGUCAUACCCUCAUGAAACAAGACGUGAAGAUGCAGAAAKCAAAGGCGAUCCUUCAAAUCAACGGUCCACUGCAAAACCUGAGAAACUGGAACCACACAGUAUUCCAAAUCCUGAGAAAGACGACCCUGUUGUUCCAAGGGAUACAGUCAAGUCAGCUAAAGUAAUUGAGAAGCGUCGAGAAUCAGAAGAACGAUCACAACAGGAGGAACAGAAUCGCCAGUUUCAACAGUAUUUGCUCCGUGAACCAGUCUUCGAUCCAACCACCAAGUUUCCCUUCUCCAGAAUACAAUCUUCUCAUCCAAAACCUUUGUACUCGCCUACCGAGGUUUCGCCUAGAGAUACGCGAAACAUUCCGCCUAAAUCCUCGCACUAUGGUGACGUCAAUCGCCCUGAAGUAUCGCCACAGAUCGUAUCGGCUGCUGCCACGCUGGCUAAUAUGGACAUUGGGACCCGAUUUCCUUUUAAUCAACAGGGCUUCAAACAGUCGGACGAACGGUUUUUACGUGGGGUCGAACAAGCGGACAAUCCUGCUAGAAAAGCUGGGCGAAAUGAYCAUAUUGUUAAAAGYGAAAAUAUGCCAAUUUCCCACUCGUCUUCGACUGAUCAACCCGUCAUCACAAGCAAUAAGGUAGAAAUGCACAAGAUUCCCAGGCGAACAUCYAGCGACCAGCCACCAACAAAUCCAAUCAGCAAAUCAACACCAGUCAACAGGCAUGCUAGAGAUGGAUUCGAUGUGCUAAGCUUAAUSCGAGAUUCAUCAAGACAGCCUAUUAAUUCWAUGACCAACUUUACCGGGAGAAGACCUUCCGAAGAUCCCAACCGUCAUCCCAUUCCAGYAGAAACGUCACGUCUUCUAGUAGCGAAAGCAGAGAAACUGUCACAAGACGAAGAGCUGGAAGUCAUUCGGAUUGACACUCCUUAUGCUGUGCCUGAGCAACGCAAGGAAGAGAAAGAUAUUUCGGAGCAAAAAGUUCAAGAGAUGGAUCUUCUUCUGUCGAUGUCCAAAGAAAGCAAUGUCAUUGUUGAAAGUCCGUCAUCAAAGUCGGAGAUAUUUUGGAUUGAAUGCUCUGACGCUGAAGAGGAUUAUGAAGUGCAAGCAAUAAAUGACUCCGUUCGGCCGCUAAAAAGAGAAAUAAAUGGGCAUGAUAAAGAGAACUCGAUUAUGUUAUCCCUUCAAAGCUCGAAGUCCGAAGAAGAGAAGAAAAUCAUUCAUGAAAAGAUCGAAAAGUUACGGGAAAUCGCCAAAGGAAGGACAAGGGAAGAACGAUUCACGGCAUUGACUCGACAAAAAGAACUGAGAAGCCCUUCAUCAAUUGUCAACAGCGUGACAGCGUCACUAAACGAAGUGUUAGAUACCAAYGUUAUGGAAAAGGACAUACGAAUGCGGUUAGCUGAGCUUCAGAAGAAAUAUCGAGAAAAACACCGUGAACUUGCAAGACUUCAGCCAAGAAGUAAACAUGGUGAUGAGCAUUCAGGAGGCAAGAACACACCAGUCAAACGAGGACCAGGGAGACCAAGAAAAAGGAAGUACUUCGGAGCCAGCUCAAAGAGCGAAAAAACAACCCCAACCCAAUCGAUCAGUAACGACUCAUUAGACACGAUAGUAAAAAGUGGCACGAGCUCUCCGUCAUGCCCUCGAUCCCCUGUCUUGAAAGCCCCUGUACCAAGUGAAGAUAUUCCGGUGUUUAAGGARUGUGUGGAGCAACCACUGAAAAAGAAAAAGAAGAAAACCAGUGCCAGUAAAAAAGACGAUGUGCAACCGUCGUUGCCUUCGCCAGUUACCGUUAGCCCAACAUUAGUAGAGACAAAACCUCGUGCGAAGCCAUCGAGAAGACCUUCUUCUAGCUCGUCCAAGACCAAAACGACAAGUGCAAUUCCUAUAGUUCCCAGCACUGAGACUUCGAACAUGGAUAAGCUAAUAAGCGCCAUUUCUCCGAUGUUCGAUGAUAACUCCAAUCAGGAGCCGAUCUAUGCUCAGCCAAAUUCCUUAACAACUAUUGACCCUCCCAGUAAGCCCAAAGCAGCAAAAAAGUCCAAGAAGAAGAAAGAGAAACGUUCGAGUAAUGACGAAAGUACUGAUCCCAAAGGAMGYCUGUCAUCUGAUUUGGCAAGUCCCGACAGCGUGAGCCCUAAUUCUAGUAAAAACAACAAGGUCAAGUGCGCAAAGAAAUCCAAAAAGAAAGCCAAAGCUCCAUCCACACCAAAAGUUAAGACAGAGUUCGUUUUUCCAGAAAAUGGUAACAGCAAUGAACAGAAUGUUACAGUCAAAAAGAAAGAAUUUGAAAAACCAGCCGAGAAAGAGCAGAAGAAAGAAAGAGAGGAUGACAUAAGUGAAAAUGACGAUGUCUUCACGAGUGGUAGUGAUGCUCUYGACUUGUUGGCAAAUUUCGCAAGCUCUGCAAGUUUUGAAAAAGAAAARCCUCCAGUUAAACARCCAUUUGAAGAUGGAACUUCAUUGAAAGGAAUUAAACGUGGAAGACCGAAAAAGCCAUAUUCGCCAACACCCGACUCAGGUUCGUGUUAUAAUGACUUKAACCGAUUAUUUUUGSGCCUUUUUUUUCAAUAUGGCCUAAUACCGUGGUAUGCCAYGACURCYCCCAAAAAGAAAAGAAAAAAGAAAAAACUACCAGUAUCGGCCCCUAAGUCUCCCAAAAAGGUCACUCCAACUCYAGAUGAAACAGAGAGCAUCCAGAAACCACUAGAACCACUYCCCAAACAAAUUGAGCAACAUCCAUCACUGCCUCCUUCACCACCGGUAGAACCCACUGAAGUCAAAGAGGAACCAAAACACGAGCUUCUAGAGGAACAGAUUGUUAAAGUGUUAAAGGAAGASAUGGCUGAUCCUCCGAUGGAGGAAGAAGUUACGCACGUCGAGGAACCCGACCGAGAAGUCACUCCACCACCYGAGCCAAUCAAGGAAAAGCGAAGGAAGUCSCGAACGAGUAUAGCUAAAGAACUUGACGAGACGAGACAGGCUUUUGCACUUUAUGGAGAUUGGCAACCGCGUAGAAGCGAAAGGAUCUUCAUCAAUAGUAGUGUUCCACCCCAGAGCAGCGCUGACCUGAGUCCUUUGUCAAGUCCAACAUCAAAGACAAAUGAUUUUGGAUGGCCRAARAAGGCCAAGAAAGUCAGCAAGGGAAAAAAGCCUUCUAAGUCAGAGGAAGCCAGUGAUGCCGAACCAACUGAAGAGGAGUCGCCUGUGAAUGUGAACAAACCUAUUAUAAAAUCAAAAAAGAAGAAAAGCCCAGGAAAAGGCAAAAAGAGACGUUCAUCAUCGACAACUGAUCCAGAUUUCGUUGUGAGAACACCGAAACGAAAGGCUGCGAAAAGAGACCGAAACUACGAAGAAUUGGACGACGACGACGAUGAAGAUCUGGUCGAAGAAGGAGACGAGAAUCAAGAUGACGAUGUGGAAGAGAAAGAUGCUGAAAGUCAAGAUGACGCCGAGGUAGAAAACAUUGAACCAACCACUGCAGSAAAUCAAGAGACMGAUGAAAAAACUGAAAAGAAGUUCGAUAAGCCAGUWGAGAUCCAUAGUGUCCAGGUCACKGCUGAUGAGCAAGAUCAAGAAAUGAAGAACACUGGUAACGAGUCUUCAUCAGAUACAGAGGAGGAAUCGAAAAAGGAAGAUUUUCCAUCACUAAAAGAGGAAAUAACGGAAAAUAAAUUCGUGGAAUUUUGUGCCGAUGAGAAAGAAGGGAGUAGUGCCACUGCGAAACCUAAUGCCACUGCGAAACCUAAAGAUGGACAAACAGCUGACGUGAAAAAGGAACCAGCUCCAGUGGCGACUUCAGCUGAAAGUACAUCUGAUGAGGCGACUGUAGCUGAGCGAAACCAUCUUCCACCAGAACCCGUAAUCUCGUUCACUAAAGAGGAACUGAAAUACAACACCAAGAUGCUGCUACCUGUUGACAGAGUCUUCUUCCGCGGUMGAAUCACAUUCUUUCAGGAACCCGAUCUGUAUGGCAUAGUUUUACCUGGGGAAAGGGGACGUAGACCACACUUGAGGUCGACAGAACAGCUUCUUUCUCAGGCAGUCAAAGAUAUUGUCCCUCCUGCUGUUGAAUAUCUWCCAGUUGGUACACGAGUAUGUGCUCACUGGAGUCCGCAGUAUCGAUGUUUUUACCCAGGCAAUGUAAUUGAAACACCCCCAGAUGAGAAGUCAGAAGUGGGCAARUUGUGGGUGGAAUUCGAUGAUGGUGACAGUGGCAUAUUUCCUUUGUCUGACUUACGAAAGAUAAUCACAGAAUGUCCUGUUCAAGUUGAUGAUGUUGAAUCAGAUGUUGUCCUACCAGAGCGUCGGGCACAUUUCUUGUCGUCAAGAGGAAGCUCUCCCUCCAGCAGACGACYAAAGGAUCCAGAAACGGCACAAAAGAACAAAGAGGAUGAUACGUCGGGAUGGGACAGUACCGAAGACGCRCCAAUACGGAGAACGAGAGGUCGAGGGAAACGACGCGCUAAGAUGAAAGAUCGCAGAUUCAGCGAAGAUGCGACAGACUCGGACGCGCCGCGUGGAAGUCAGGACACCGAUGAUGAAGAUACCGCUGACCAGGUUGAUCAAUGCAAAAAGAAUAAAAACGAAGAGAAGGAGGAUGACUCAAAGCUUAAAUCAUCGCAUACAAAGAGAACCAAAAGGCAAACUAGGAUGAGUAGAGAGGAUUCAAAAGACUCUGACGACAAUACUGCUGAAGAUGAUAAUAAAAAAGUCAUUAAGAAUGAAAAGAGUAAAGAGGUAUCYAAGCAUCUUGAUGACGACACAGAUGACGAAGAAACCAUCCAGGAGCCUGGYACUGUACGACCUAGAGCCAGGUCCUCGCGUUUGUCUGAUCUGGAUCUCAGGAAGAAGUCGUUGACGUUAAAUUUGAACAGUUCACCGCGCUCGAAAAUGGCUGGUAGUGAAAGCCCUGCACAAGAAUCCACUUCUCAAGAGGAAGAUAGUGGUUCAUGUAGUGAAGUUUUCGAUGACAGUCCACAAACAGAAAACAAAACAUUCCAGCCGCGAUUGGGUAAGAGAAGACGUUCUGCACUGGACAGAAGCAAGCAUGAUAAGACGCCUGGAGAGCGUUGGUCCUGGUCCGGGAAGAACCAUCAAAAUAAACGAAAAGGCAAAGGUCGUAAAGUGUUCUACAAGACAAUAGUUCGUGGAGACGAAGCAAUUUCUGUUGGCGAUUGUGCCGUUUUCACUUCUAACCCUUCCAAGUCCAAUAAUCUACCGUACGUGGGCAAGAUAGAGAGCAUGUGGGAGGGAUGCAGUGCUAACAUGGUAGUUAGGGUCAAGUGGUUUUACCACCCUGAGGAAACCAAGGCAGGACGAAAGGCAUCUGACGCCAAGCAUUCAUUAUACCGAUCGACUCAUAUCGACGAAAACGACAUCCAAACCAUAUCCCACAAAUGUGAAGUCGUAUCCCCUGAGGAGUAUAAAAGRCGGACAYUGGAUACCAUAGGAACGAGAAGUACAACCACUGACCGGUCUGAUCGCUUGUUCAGCUGUGUUGGAACAUACGAUCCGAGCACUGAGAAAAUCGAGCAAUAAUAUUASCGUUCUGUAGUCGUCGUGUUCACGUUAGUAUUUUCAAAUAAGAGAUGUACAUUUAAUUUCAAAAUGUUCACAAAUUUUGCAUUCCAGUUCGGUUGAAUUCCCUUCUGUCUUCAUUAUAUAUAUAUAUUAUAUCAUUCUUAGUUGGAAAGGAUUGUUUAAGAGUGUGGUAAUUAUCAUAUUAUGGUUUAUAUUCUAUAUCCAUGCGUUAUCAUUAACUAGAAAUGUUAAUAUGUGCAAGUUUUAAAGAGAAUAAUGGCAGUCGUGUAUCUUGUAUACACAUCGUACGCCUUCAGCAGCGAAAUCGAUAGUAUUUUUGAACAUACUCUUCAAAACCCUUAUGCACUUCGACAGGAGUGAGUUSUCCUUGAWAAACGUUAUUUGCUGYUKAAUUACUUACAUUGGCGGAGUUUCUUGUCCAAACGUAAUCUUUCGUGUUAGGCAAAUUUCGUUUUGAUAAGGAAAGUUUGUUCUUGUUUAUGCGAUUCAAUCACUUGUAAUAAAGUUAUUUUUAUAAAUGAUGUUUAUAUUAUAUAUAUAUAUCUAUACAGAAUACAUGUAUAUCGAGCAACAAAAACGUUUUAUAUAUAGUGUAUAUAUAUGAUAUAUAUUGGAGAAUAUUAAAGACAUAUCUACAUGUAAAUGACUGUAUAGAUAACGUCACUUGUACGACAUGCGAACUGUUCGUGUCAGUAUAAAUCUGUAAUGACAUAGUUUAGUUUUAGAAUGAGAAAUAAAAACUUUCUAAUUUUACAAUCAAA
Exaiptasia diaphana is the source of this 9423-nucleotide messenger RNA. RefSeq lists its product as uncharacterized. The transcript has 25 exons. NCBI's taxonomy places the organism in Eukaryota, Metazoa, Cnidaria, Anthozoa, Actiniaria, Aiptasiidae. The record is from RefSeq and is a predicted model, not a curated record. Gene Ontology annotation, molecular function: chromatin binding. The coding region runs from base 146 to 8659 and encodes 2837 amino acids.